UAUACACUGGGGACAUUCGAUAGGGGGGCGAUAGCGCGUUGCCCAAACAAAUCGCUCACAUGUCGCACUAAACACAUACUUUAAAGUUAACGGCACUUGGAAUUUAGGACGUCACAUUUAAUCUCACCUUGGAGUCGUCAUCAAACAGCCAAUGGGGAUAUUUGUUGACGCAGUGAGCGACCAACGAGGGCAGUCGUGAAGGAGUUCCACUAUUGCCUAUUGCCACCAGCAAGGGUAUAUAAACUGCCGAUGGAGUCUGAAGUAGGUUUGAAGCAAGUCAAUAACAGCCGAAACAUACUGAACACAGACUCCAAGAGCAGCGAGACAGAAGAGCCGUUACGUUUGCUAUAGGCUUUCAUUUUUAUUUGAAAAACUUUUUGCCGUGUGUUAUGCAAGUUCCCUAAAUUCAGCUAUUGAUUAUUUUAUAUAUUUAUAACUGUUUUCUUCUAAAUCACAUCUGACAUCCUGUGUUGAUGUUAACAGAGCUGGCAUAGAGGUGCUAGGCUAUACCUUGCAAAAAAAGGUAUAUUCAGAAAUUAAAGGAAUCUGCCGAACACAGUAGAAAUGCCUUACGAUCUAGGUGUGUUUGACAGCCGGGCCGAUUAUAAAUCAGAGAAACAGUGCCAAAGAACCUCCUUUGCCUUCUACCAAGCAGUGCGGGACCUGUUACCAGUAUGGGUGCUCGAGGACAUGCGGACUAUGGAAGUGUUUCAUUGGGAAGAAGAAGGGCGAGCAUGCUCUUUUACUCCACCCGAGGCUUUUCUGUAUGCACUUGUUCACGACCAUCAACAAUACGCCAAAUUCCUCCUCAACAGAUACUCUAUUGGUGCAUUGGAGAUGCCCAGUGAAAGCUUCUGCUGCUGCCAAGCAUCAGCAACACCGCAUCUCACAGUAGCAGUUCGCUAUAAUCGUAUUACUAUCCUGAAAAUGAUCAUGGACUCCCUAAAAGACUUCUCUGAUAGUGAGCGCCAGAGCUACUUGAACACCCGUGGAUGUUUUCACAUGCAAGGAGGCAAAGACGCAUUGCAUCUGGCGUGCGAACUGGUGCGCCCUGAGUGUUUGAUUAUGUUACUAGGACACGGUGCAUGUCCUUAUGUCACAGACCGAGAUGGGAACACCCCCUUGGACUGCCUCCUAAAUCAGAUACGUCAGGGCGUGCCUGACAUGCGUAGCAAGCACGUCUGCCUUGGUUACCUCAUUCUCUUCAUGCCAAAAUUCAAUUUUCAAAUGAAGGGACAGUUGCAGAAGAAUCCAGGGCUGUGGCAGAGUCUUAUUGGAGAGCAGGCGUUCCAGUGGCUCUUAGAACUAUCUCCUCCCUCUCUCUUUGUUCAGGCUAUGCAUACGAUGACCCAGUCUAAACCUGUUAAACAGUUGGAUUCUCUGCCAGACUUUCUGAAACCACUGGACUUCAGGCUACACCAGUAUACCAGAUGAAACUACUCGACAGGUUUAUUUUUGGCUAUGGUGUGAACGAUUUAAUAGUGUGAAUAAAAUGCAGUUUGCAGCUUUGUAAAUAGGAACAACAACUCAAAGGGUUAUUUCAUUUUGAUGUUUAAAAACAAUGCACUAUAGAAUACACGUCUGGACUUGAAUAAUGUUGCAAUGUAAAUAUGAGUUGUGUACACGAGAGAACCUGUCGCAGUUUUCUUUCAACCAGAAUAUACUUGGCCAUUAUCUGGCGGUUGUGGAGUGAAGCAGGGCAGAGAACGUUAUUACUAUAGUAACUACACAGGCAACUGAGAAGUGUUGUGUUACAGACCUACAGAAACAAUAGACUAGGUCCAAAACUAUGAACGUUUCACAGCAUGGUAUCAUCACCCAUAACAUGGCACAAUGGUUUGAAUGUGCGUUUUGCACACAUUCAUGGUUGUUUUCUCUGCUGAUGAUUGCAUGGCUCAUGGUCAGAAGGAAAACAUUCUCAGCUCCAGUCCUGUCCUAGGCCCCCACAAUUUUGUUCCAGAUCAGCACUGUGUUAGUGAUGGGCUAGAGUAAAAAUGUGCAGUUCUAUGGAGUUGAGAAACACUGCUAUAUCUAUGGUGGUCAUACAGCACCAUCAGCCAGAGUCUCUGUAAACACCUUUAUUAAGGAAGUUCAUUCAUACUGAGGAGGCAUGGAUUCAUACAACAGGAUUCAGUGGACUUGCAGUGCUGUGUAUCCCAUAUAGACACACACAGAGGGGAUACUUCAACUCGAUCUUUGGGUUUUUCUGUCUAGUGUAAAACAUCUGUCAUUAAAUCUGAUUUUACAUCUCAAA
Messenger RNA from Oncorhynchus masou masou (cherry salmon), 2254 nucleotides. Its product is annotated as ankyrin repeat domain-containing protein 9-like. The record is from RefSeq and is a predicted model, not a curated record. The coding region runs from base 565 to 1434 and encodes 289 amino acids. The transcript has a single exon. Gene Ontology annotation, molecular function: protein binding. Lineage: Eukaryota; Metazoa; Chordata; Actinopteri; Salmoniformes; Salmonidae.